AAGCAAGGCGGAAGUGCGUGUCCUGUGUCAGCUUUGCUGAAAACAAAACAAGGCAGAACGCACCAUGAUGGAUGAGCUGGUGCAGGACCUGGUUUUGGCUCUGGAGCAGUCGUCAGAGCAGAGUAAACUGGGGGAGCUGUGGGAGGAGAUGGUGCUCAGUCCCCUGCAGCCGCAGCGCAGACAGGUGCGGCGGCGCAGAGCACAGCGCAGGCACAGGCACUCCUCUCUGUAUCACUACUGGCUCGAGGCCUCUGAGUCCAGUAUGGAUGAAGCCUCCAGAGGCUAUGGAAGGAGCCUAGCCACAACCUCUGUGGCCAACUGCAGUGACUCGGAUGAAAGGAGCACAAGCAGCCGAUGGCAGCAGAUGAGGAGGCGGCCCCUUAGAAGCAGGCCAACCUCAUGGCCACACUAUGAUUCUUACACUGAGAAUUCACCAGGACGACCACUCAGGAGGAAGAGGAAGGUCAAACGCAUGACCUCUGAUGUCAUCCCCCGAACACAGCCCAAGCUGAGGGGUCCUAAUGUGGACCAAAAAUCAGCAUCGAGGAUGCAGCAUCUGUCAGGAUCGAAGAACAGACCUGGUGGCUGGGUGAGGGCAGAGCAACCGACCGAAGGAGCCCGGCUCAUGGGACAGGAGUGCUGGAAGAGGAAACUCUCACGGGCCAGUGAGCACCAGGACGGAGCGGAGGAGAAGAUGUCAGAUGGAGAGACCAGCAGUACCUGCAGCAGUGAUCCUGGCCUAUUCACUAAUGAUGAAGGGAGACAAGGUGAUGAUGAACAAAGUGACUGGUUUGUUGAGGGAGACUGUGGAGUCAGGACAAGUGUAACCAGUCUUCGACCCAACUGGGACUCAGACAGCCAGCAGUCCCUGAAGGAUAAUUGCUCCUCAGCCACUUUCCUGCACCCAGCACGACCUUCUCGAGGGUAUUGUUCCCGUCUGGCUGGCACUGCUGCCUGCUCGAUCCGAAAGGAAAGAAGACGGAUUCCAACCAAGGGAGGCCGUAUACCAGUAUUUGUGAGGAGACUGAGACACUUAUCUGAAGACCGCUAUCAGAGAGGUUUUUGGUUGUCCUCAUUUGGGAGUCAAGAACAAAGCCAGUUGAACACUCUGUGCCCAUCACCGGUGCGUCCUAUUGACAUGAUGUCAGAGAGCUCCCAUCUCAGAUGUUCCUCCUCUAUUCGCACUAACAGGCAGAUUAACAUCAACCCAAGAAUAGUUUGUACAGAAGACAUGAGAAGGAGGAGGAGCAAAUCAUCAUCCGUCUUAUCAGCAUGCAGUCUAUCCCAUAAAGAGAAACCAUGAGGAGAUGAUCAGAAGCCAGAGUUGUCGAGCAUCAAAGAUUGUCACUUACACUACAUCCAGAAGCAAAGAUUCAACCUGGACUGACCUGACAUCUACACAGGCCUUGGGGAAAAUGACUGUUGUGAAAGACACACAAAACUCCUGCUUUCCAAAGUUGGAAAAUACAAAGCACAUCAUUAAUGUUCAAAUCAGCAUGUUACAGUGAAAGCCCAUCUUUGCAGGUAGUAUAUUAAGCUUGACAAAUGGUAAUGCAAUCAAGGCUUGUUAAGACUGCGCUAUCUCCUGGAGGAAGAACACAGCUUCAAGAGGCCUCUUGUUUGACUCAAGACUCUGUAACUCCUCCUGUCUCUGCACAGUCUCCAGGCCACCUGCUACUACACAAUCCAACAAUUAUGGCUACUUUUAUAGAGCCACGUUUGUCAGCAGGGACACCAGAGGGAGGAUGGUCAGGAUGGUCUCUCAUAAUGGUUUUACACAGACGGAAGCCAGACACAGCCCAGCAUCAGAAUGUGUAACUGCUCCAUGCUGUUUUGGGUUCAGAGAGGAAACCACCAGGAGAGAUCCACAUAAUGUACAGGUCUCCCAUUAACAUGCAUUAGAAAUACUACACCUGAUACAAAGGUAUUCAUUAGCACAACACAAACGUGUGUAGUCUCUGUGUUCAGAGAGCUGCCUCUUACCUUCUUUAUUCAAAUUCUUCCAAAUUUAAGUUCAAGGUCCACAGCAGAUCUGUUUGAACAGGCUGCUUUUCACUGGGGUGUAGCACAGCUGCUUUUGAGGCGACUCUGAGCCAGCAGAUAGAAGUCUCACAGAAGCAGGCUUGGGCAGACCAUUUUUGUUUAAUAUUGAUCAAUCUUGAUUUUGGAUAAAAUGUUAUUUUUGAUUAUAAACAAAAAUGUUUUUUAACAAUAAGUUUCAUGAACAGAGACAGACUCAACUCAACUGGUAUAGAUUUCCUGUGUUCCAAAGGUUUUAGAAACUAUAAGAUCAAUCACAACUGCAGGGGUAAUGCAAGCUUUACCUUAAAAAGUAUAUAUGUAUCUAUAAAAAUAAAUGCAGUAGCUCAUGUAUAUGAAGCUUGGGAAAAACACAGUGCUUCAUAGCAACAAGGGUCACUUGGUAUGCACAAAGUAUUCUGAGAAGGAGAUAACUUUUUAGUGUAAUGAACUGCAGAAUCACCAGCCACAUAUUGUAUGUCGUUUUGGUCAUUUUUAAAGCUGCAUUCAAGAGAAGAAUCGCAUUUAGUGGAAUGAGAUUUGCCAAUUAAUGUGAGUUAUAUGUGUGCAAUAAUCCGUCUGGGAAAGCUUUAUGUGAUCAUGUUGGCCAGGGAUGACAUUUAUAAAUGCUGUGUGUGCACACUGCUCUAAUGGAUACCUCACAGAAGACAGACCUCACAGGGAUCAGUCAAAGGGUUGAGGUUCUUCCUCUAAUCCACCAUUCUUUAGCACCAGUCCUCAUCAAAUCAAACACACAAUUCAACAUCCACAUGACUCUUGGCUCAUAGUUGCAGUGAUUGACAGAAAAAGGCCCAUUACUCCACAUUCAGUCCAUAUUCAGUCCACUCUGUUAGUGGCAGUGGGUAAUACUUCACCUGCCUUCACACUAAUUAACAGUUACUGUACAGUAAUGAUGUCCCAGCCAAGUGCAUGUCUCAAAAUGAAUUCCUAAUGGCCAGGAAGCGGGCCACAUGGCUUCCUUGCAGCUAGUCAAUUGCCCUGUUACAGUUAAGGAAUUCAGCCGGCUGAUUCUCAUAUUUCAUCCCAGGUAAAGAUUACCUGUCAGUCCCAUGGGAGAUGUAUUGAUCUGUUUUCCUUUUUCCGCCAGCAAUCACCUGACAAAGGCACCUAGGAGGCCGGUGAAUGAGUGAUGCCUGCUCUGUCUGAGGCUGAAUGGGGGCUCCCAUGCCACUGGAUAGGUGGAGUUGUGCUGAGUAACAACGCAGAUAAUGAAAUCAUAAAGUCUGUUUGAACCUCCUCUAUAUGCACACAGAGCAGCCCCUUUGUGCCCGAGGUCAGAGGUCACUGUUGAAUUAGCUUUUUGGCUCCUUUCUUGUUUGAGGUGUUUGCUCCUCUAUGCAGCACACAGUUAGAGUAGAGACACAUUAAAGAAGCCUUCUGGUUCCUGCUGACAAACGCAUGUUGACUGUCACUCAAGAGCAGCUUGUUUUUGAAUAACAGAAGUGUUGAGAACCAAACCAUCCUGAAGGAUGUUGUGAAGUGACAACACCCCACAGUAAAACAUUUAAACGUUGCAUGUUUCUGGCAGCUACUGGCUUUUUAAGUUUGCCUUGUUCAUUGGGAUUUUCUGUGAUAUACUGUACCAAAGGUACUGCUUUUAUAGUAUUUGCACUAUAAUUGUAUAUUAUUUCAGAUAUGAUGCAUAAUUGCUUUCUACUACAUGAAACAUUUGAACAAAUAUAUAUUUAAUGUAUUUUAUGAAGAUGGUUCCGUACUUGUGCACCACUGUCAUUUUUUUUAAAAUCACAGAUUGACAUGCAAGGAUUUAGAUACAUCCUCUGAUGAGGGUUCUUAGGCAGCUAUCCACAUUCGAUAUGUAUAUAAAUAUAAACAGCAUCUUAUCUAAUCGGCUGUUAUCUUUUAUUUUUAAUAGUGUUUGGGGCAUGGCUAAUUGCUUUGUAAAUGAUUUAAGAGGAUUAGCCCAUCUACUGAAAGUGUGCAGUGUCACAGUACAUGUAGAAGAAUAACAAUUACAAUUUAAACAGCAGCACGUUCAACAUAUUCAAGUGUAUGCACUGCUUAGUCUAGCAUUUUUAUCAUGUUCUCAUCAGCCCAUGUUGUUAGUGAAAUGGCCAUUAAGGCUUGUUUCAGUGUUUCCUAUGUGAUGUAUUACAAAAGCUGAUCAAUAAAUUACUUAUGGGUA
This is a messenger RNA of Boleophthalmus pectinirostris (great blue-spotted mudskipper), 4183 nucleotides long. It is a transcript of the gene gpatch2, whose product is annotated as G patch domain containing 2. The coding region runs from base 65 to 1303 and encodes 412 amino acids. The record is from RefSeq and is a predicted model, not a curated record. The transcript is spliced from 10 exons. Lineage: Eukaryota; Metazoa; Chordata; Actinopteri; Gobiiformes; Gobiidae.